Cyclocybe aegerita is the source of this 894-nucleotide messenger RNA. The record is from the annotation of a GenBank genome assembly. NCBI's taxonomy places the organism in Eukaryota, Fungi, Basidiomycota, Agaricomycetes, Agaricales, Hemipholiotaceae.
AUGUCUUUGAACGUGCUCAGAUGCCUUCCUCGCACCGUCAAGGCCAACCGUGCAAGACUUUUCUCGACGACACCCCCACCGCCCCAUCCGAAGCACUGGCGACCAGCGACAACGUUCGCGGCAGUAGCAGUCGCUUCUGUCGUCGCAGGAACUCUAGGGGCACUGUUUCCGCCGCCUCCGUUGUCGAUCCUCUUCCCUCGACCGGCACCUGGACCUCCUGAGCCUGACACUCCAGAGUCAAAGUCCUACUGCGAGAGUAUCGAGGAGAACCUGCAGAACCUACCCCUUCUGAAGGAGCUUCGCGCGUCGGCCGAUGCCAAGGGCUGGUACGAAACACGGCCGUAUCAAGGUUUCCCUGAAGAGAGACGCGUCAACAGCUUGUCUGCAGGAACCCUGCGUGGACCCGGGAAGUUUGCGAUAACGCCCUUGAUUCGGGCGAAGCAUGAUGAGACGGAGAGUAUCGUGUUUGUGCAUCUCGGGAGGGCGCUGUGUGGGCACGAUGGGAUCGUGCAUGGAGGGCUGUUGGCAACGCUUUUGGACGAGACACUUGCUAGAACAGCGGUUAACAACCUGCCCGAGAAAGUUGGUGUAACGGCAACACUUUCACUCAAUUAUCGGGCGCCCACAAUGGCUGAUCAGUUUGUGAUUGUCCGGACAAGAAUCGGAGAAGUCAAAGGACGCAAGGCGAACGUGACAGGCCAAGUGGAAGACAUGAAGGGCACCGUGCUUGUCGAAGCCUCCGCCAUGUUCGUCCAACCGCGUUACGCGAAACUGUUGCACAGCGCCCAACUGCGCAAGGCGAUGGGUGAGCCUCCGGAGAGGAAAGAUGGCCACGACGAACCAGUCCUACUCGCGGAUGGGCAAGACCUCAAUCCUGGCCACAAGCAUCUCUAG